Messenger RNA from Polychytrium aggregatum, 3549 nucleotides. RefSeq names its product male sterility protein-domain-containing protein. The transcript has 10 exons. NCBI's taxonomy places the organism in Eukaryota, Fungi, Chytridiomycota, Chytridiomycetes, Polychytriales. Bases 77 to 3334 code for a protein of 1085 amino acids. The record is from RefSeq and is a predicted model, not a curated record.
CCCCUUCCUCUCCGUUCUUCAUUCCAGUUUCGUGCGGUCUCUCUUCUUACGGCCGCUCUUGAACCCCGGUGCCACGAUGGUGUUCAAGAUCCUCAGCUGCUGCUUCGGAGAAGGCUCUGCCCAAGCCGAUGCACUUUCCGUCCCUUCCAGAGGGGCAGCCGCUUCCCCAAUGCUGAUCCAACCACAGCGGCCCCCUCCGAUGGAUCCCUUUGGGCCGUGGGUCCAUCCGCUCGAGACCGUUAUUCAAAUGGCCAAAGAUGAACCCGACGCUCUUGCCAUCCUCACCAACGAGAGCGACGUCCUGGAGAAAUUCAGCUACCUUCAGCUCUGGAAUCGAUCGUAUUCCAUCGCCCAGGCCCUCAAAGCUUUGCCUGAUUGGGAUGACCCUGGCCACGACACCGUCGCGCUGUUUUGCGAACCCGAAGCGCACUGGGUCAUCUAUUCGUUUGCCCUCUGGAUUCUCGGCAAGAAAAUGAUCGCAUUCGGAUUGAAUUGGCCUGCAACAGCCCGCAAGAGUCUCUGUCAGAGGCUCAAUAUCAAGUACGUGCUCUACCGUCUCAACAAGCCUGGUCGAAUCGAAGGUCUACAGCCAAUCGAUGCCGCCAGCCUGGCUUUUGAAGGGGUCGUCCCCACACCUUCCACGAGUGCCUGCGAGUCGUUCGAUGAAUACAUUGGAUACCUCAGCACCUCUGGCACGACAGGAAUUCCAAAGACCUAUCAGGUCUCCCAUCGAUUCUGCCAGACGAGCCGGCCCGCAGUUGGUGUGCCCUACGGAAGCAUAGCUGUGUUCCAGGCACCGUCGUUUUCGGCAUCCAUGGCAUCCCUGGUCUUGGUGUUCAACACCAAAGGAUCGGUUUGGUUCCCAAAGCCGACACCUAAUCCAAUGGAUAAAGCUCGGAGCGUUAUUGGCCUGCUGGAUAGAGGCCUCGACAUUGUGAUAUCGCCUCCAUCUUUCGUCAAAAUGGUUUUCAAUGUGGCAAGCACCAAGGACAAGACCCCCUGUUGGGACAAAACCAAGCGGGUGAAUUUCGCGUCCGAGCUUAUUCCCAUUUCGGUGGUUCAUCGAGCAAGGAAGUUGUGUCCAAAUGCCAUCAUCAGAUGCUCCUACGGCUCCAGUGAGACCAGUGUCAUCAACGCUGUAUCCUCAUGCAUCAUUCAGCCAUCAGAGGAGACACCUUCGCAACUUGUCUAUAAGUUGCUAAAGCCUGGUGUCCGCUGUCUCCUCUUCGAUGAGGAGGGCAACACAGUGGAUCAGCGAGUAUCUUGUAGUGGAAUCCUGGUUUUGGCGGUUGACAAGGACGACCCCAUCAAGAACCACCCCAACUUUGCGAAUUCUGAUCCCAAUGACAAGCUGGCAUCCUUUGGCUUCCUCGAGGACGGCUCGCCCCGUGUCUGCACCAUGGACUGGGUCGAAAUGAAGGGCGACCGAGAAUUUACCGUCAUCGGAAGAUUCGGCCAGAAGAUCAAGGUCAACGGUGUUUACGUCGACCUCAACGCACUCGAAGAACUGGCGAACCAGCAUAUGGGAGGGGUCCUGGCGGAUUGUGCCCUGGUCCAGACUUCUGAGAAGAAGAUUGUCAUGCUUUAUGUUCCUCGAAAGGGAUCCAAUCCGGUGCUGAGUCCCGGGGAGAUUCUUCAAAUGACUGAGGAUCUGUUUGCUCUUAAAAAUGUCGCCAAGUUCCCGAUCCACAACUGCUUCGAGCUGAGUGAGGUUCCUUUCAACGAAUCCGGAAAACGCGACCUCAAGAAACUGAAGCGUAUCGCGGAGCGAGCUGAUCACUACGGCAUGUCUGUCUCGUAUCCAAUCCUGGAUGUCAAUCGCACGGCACUAUCUCGCAUCGCAACAAAGAUUUCUCGCCUUGGAAGCCAGAUUCUCGAUAUCGAAGCAUUGGACGGCCGCAACUACUACAUCGGCGGUGUCGGCUUUGACUCGCUGAGUGUCGGCCGUCUGGCCCUCGCCAUCAAGGACGAGUUCAGUGUCGAAAUCUCGCCACUUAUCUUGCUGUCGAACGGAAUGACACCGACUGAUGUCGCCCAGCUGGUUGUCGACAUCCUCGACAACAAGCCCCUGAUUCCCCCGACCGUCCAUCUGGCUGCCGAAGCCGCCAAGCUCGACGAUGCGAGUGUGACGGCCGAGGGUCUCCCUCCGUUUGUCUAUCCCAAGGACCCUCGCGGCAUCGUCCUGACCGGUGCCACUGGCUUCCUCGGAGCAUUCCUGAUCUUUGAGCUGGCCCACAAGUUCCCUCAGGCCAAGAUCUACUGCCUCGUGCGGGCUCCGACCGAGCAGGUGGCUGUCGAGCGCAUCAUCAGCACGGCUCAGAAGCUGGUCCUCGAUCCGAGCCAGAGAGCCUUUCUUGACCACAACCUCAAGUCUCGACUCGUUGGACUGUGCGGCAACCUGUCGCAGGACAAGUGGGGACUCUCGGACGAGCGAUGGAAGGAGAUCAGCGAGGAGACCGACAUGAUUGUCCACAACGGCGCCGAGGUCCACUGGCUGUAUGACUACGAGCGACUCAAGGGACCCAAUGUCCUCAGCACGGCAACGGCAUUGCAACUGGCCACAACUCAUCACCUCAAGGUGUUGCACUACAUCUCGACCAUCGGCACCAUCCCGAUGGCCAAGAAGGCAGACAAGCCGCUCGAGGAGAAGAUCUACUCGGCCUGGAACAUCUCUGGCGGGUAUGGCCAGACCAAGUGGGUCUCUGAGCAGCUGGUCAACAAGGCACGAUCGAGGGGAGUGCCGGUGACCAUCAUCCGCCCAGCCGGUAUCGUCGGCGACAGCCAGUACGGAGUGAGUAACUCGGACGACUACAUCUGGCGGUAUGUUAAGGGAUGCAUUCAACUCGGUAUUGCUCCCUCGCACGCCACUCCCGUCACGAUGACCAUGGAUCCCGUCGACCAUGUCGCCAAGGUGGUUGCCGAGAUUGCUGGCUCGGAGGAGGCUUUGUCCAAAUUUGUGUUCCAUGUCAGCGACUCUGAGUACAGCGUCAUCACCGAAACCAAACUAUUCGAAAUCGUCAACGCCCACGGGUGGCGUGUUCUAUUCGAAACUCGCGAGCAGUUCAAAACAUUGUUGGUCGAAAACACAUCACUUGAAACAAACGCACUCUUCCCCUUGAUGCAUAUUAUGAUGGAUAUGUCAUUCAAGAUCGACAACAGAAAUACUCAAGCCAUUUACCCGACUCCAAGCCCGCGCGCGGUGCAGGUCACUCGAAAGUGUCUUAGUUACCUUUACCAUGCUAAAUUUCUGCCUGCUCCUCAAAACCCUUCUUCCGACAUCAAAGAAGAAGAGUUCCCCGAAGUGAGCAUCUUUGGGCGAACAGGCCGGCAUUGAAGAACAAAGACCUGUGCUGUAUUGAGCAUAGUUACCAAGUCUCACUCCCCCCCCUCUCUCGAUUAUUCGGCAUCCCGUUGCAAUUAGAAAGAGAGGAUUUCACCUCACCAAAAUCCUCUUAUCCCAAACGAGCGUGCAAAAGUUUGCUGUUUGGGAGUCCAUUAGAUAUUCGUCCUCCGUCGUAGCUUUGUUUUACUUUCAUAUUCCUUUCAGCA